AACAGUAAGAUCAUCAUGGAGAGGUGUCCAGCAGAUACAGAGGAGUAGGGGGCACUGGUGACCUUGGCAAGAACUAAGCUGAUGGAGUGUGUGGGGGCAACCAGCCUAGAAUGGAGUGAAGGCAGAGAGAAUGAGGAUUAAAAUUAGUUAUUAAAAUAACUCUAAGAAUGUAGCUGUGAAGGGGAAGUGAGAGCGGCAGCUGGAAAGGUUUUUAAGAGCUAGACGAGGGUGGUGGUUGGAGGAGUUGCUCCCAAUCUCUCCACUGUAGAAGGAAACUGGGAGAGAGAAGAGCCAAAAGAGGGCUUAGGGGAAAGUUGUGGAAGGAGGUGAUAAGGGCCUGUGUCCGGGAGGGAGACUGUUCCCCAGGUCACAGAGGCCCCUAUCAGGCUGGCAUUUCCUCUCCGUCCCCACCCCCUUCCUGCCUUCCCUGGAGCUGGAAGAGAGAAGAACCGAGUCACACCCUGGAAGAAGCCCUGUGCCUUCAGAGGUCUUUCUGCCUGCCUGUAAGCUGGGGUUGGGGCUGGGGGAGGUGGGGGGUCUGAGGGAGGGAUAAGAGCCAAGGACUAGAACUGGCAGUUUAGGCUUUUGGGGGCAAGGGUAGGAGAGGGGAGUGGAGAGAUUGAGAGGCGUGGGAGCUGAGUUUCUGGAAGGGAUCCUGGAGGCAGCAGCUGGGUCUAGGGCCUGGGGGAAUAAUGCCGGGGGCCAGUGGGGUGCCCACUCAAGCCCCCUUCGCCCACAGGUCCCCAUGCCUCUCCUCCUCCUGCUGCUCCUGCUGCCAAGCCCUUCACGCCCCCAAUCCAUCUGUAACGUCUCUGAAGUGGCCAAGGUGGAAGUGAACUGUGAUAAGCGGGGGCUGAAGAAGCUGCCUCCAGAUCUGCGAAACGACACAGACAUCCUCCACCUGGAUGAGAACCCCCUGGGCACCUUCUCUACGGCGUCCCUAGUGCCUCUGACUCGCCUCACUCAGCUGUACCUGGUUAAAUGCCAGCUGACCAGCCUGCAGACUGACGGGACGCUGCCACUGCUGGAUACCCUGGAUAUAUCCCAUAACAAGUUGAAAAGCCUGCCCUUGCUAGGACGAGCGCUGCCAGCACUCACUACCCUGGAGGUCUCCUUCAACGAGCUGACCUCCUUGUCUCCUGGUGCCCUGGAUGGCCUGAGCAAACUCGCUGAGCUCUCCCUGCGUGGCAAUAAGCUGAAGACUCUGCCCCCUGGGCUCCUGGGGCCCACAGCCCAGCUGAAGCAGCUCAAUCUGGCUGACAACGAGCUGCAGGAGCUGCCCCCUGAGCUCCUGAAUGGGUUGGAAGAACUCAACACCCUCUACCUCCAAGGGAACUCGCUGCACACGAUACCAAAGGACUUCUUUGGGACCCUCCUCCUGCCUUUUGUUUUUCUGCACAACAACUCCUGGGAAUGCAACUGCGAGAUCCUCUAUUUCAAGCGCUGGCUAGACCUCAACGAACAAAAUGUCUACUUAUGGAAAAAUGGUACGGAUGUCAAGGCCAUGACCCCCAAUGUGAAAAGUGUACGAUGUGAUGACAAACCCGUCAUCGACUACCCAGGGAAGGACUGCCCCAACUCUUAUGAGAACAGCUUCGACUAUGAUGAAUAUGGCAAUGAAGACCAGAAUGGUGGUAAGGUGACUACCACAAGGGCUGUGGUCAGGUUCUCUACUAACACCGAAGUCCAUACUGCAGUCCAUACAACCCACCAAGGCCUACUCUACUCACCGUCUAGUGCUCCUCUACACAGCCAAACGCCCCACUUGACCCCAACCCAAGAGUCCACUAACAAACAGACCACAUUGCCAAAUAUCACGGAAUUCAUCAUAUUCUCCAAAACUCCAAACCCCACUACUGAACCCACCAACAAACAGACCACAUUGCCAAAUAUCACGGAAUUCAUCAUAUUCUCCAAAACUCCAAACCCCACUACUGAACCCACCAACAAACAGACCACAUUGCCAAAUAUCACGGAAUUCAUCAUAUUCUCCAAAACUCCAAACCCCACUACUGAACCCACCAACAAACAGACCACAUUGCCAAAUAUCACGGAAUUCAUCAUAUUCUCCAAAACUCCAAACCCCACUACUGAACCCACCAACACCCCAACCACCACAAAACUCACCUCAGUCUCUGCUACCUUAGAACCCAUCCCUGAAUCUGAAAUCUUGAAGGUCCAUGAGGCGGCUCAAGAGAAUUUAGAUAGCUCCAGAAAUGACCCUUUUCUCAACCCUGACUUUUGCUGCCUUCUCCCCCUGGGCUUCUACAUUUUGGUUCUCCUCUGGCUCCUGUUUGCCUCUGUGGUCCUCAUCCUGCUACUGUGGUCCUCAUCCUGGGUCCAGCACGUGAAACCUCAGGCCCUGGACUUUGGUCAGUCUGCUGCCCUGGCCACAGCCUCACACACCACACAUCUGGAGCUGCAGAGGGGAAAGCAAGUGACUGUGGCCCGGGCCUGGCUGCUUUUCCAUCGAGGGUCACUCCCCACUGUCCGCUCCAGCCUUUUCCUGUGGGUACGGCCUAAUGGCCGUGUGGGGCCUCUGGUGGCAGGGCGGCGGCCCUCAGCCCUGAGUCUGGGUCGUGGUCAUGACCUGCUGGGUACAGUUGGCAUUAGGUACUCUGGCCACAGCCUCUGAGGGGGGUGGUUUGGGGACCUUGAGAGAGGCUCUGAUGGGCUUUCCUAUUGGGACCUAGCUGGGGUGGGGGGGGGCAGAGUAAGGAGCACAGGAUCAGGGGGAGGUCUUAAUUAAUUUUCCUUUAUCAGAAGCCUCCUCUUCACACCACAGGCACACAACCCCAGACCCAGCAAGUCAGGAGGGGGAGUGAGAUGGAAGAGUUGGGUGGGUCAUAGAACAAAGCUCCC
This is a messenger RNA of Ceratotherium simum simum (southern white rhinoceros), 2862 nucleotides long. NCBI's taxonomy places the organism in Eukaryota, Metazoa, Chordata, Mammalia, Perissodactyla, Rhinocerotidae. The record is from RefSeq and is a predicted model, not a curated record.